UUGUUCAUUUCCUGCGUGGUCAGCCGCUGCUUUGUAGGAGAACAGCACUGUUAUGUUAGCUUAGCUAGCUAAGACAACUGUAUCCAUUCACUAUGACAUCCAGGCUAGCACAGAGACAUGGAUGUAAAUAUCUGUGUGAGUUAUACAUUAUCAGGUUAACUUUGGCCUGGAAAAUAUUGGUUGUAUUUAGCUUUACUCGUAACGCGAUAAACGCUUGGUUAGCUUUCUGUUGCAGUGGACUCCAACGAUAGUUAGCUCGGCUAAACAUUAAUGUCAGCUAAUGUUAGCAAAGUGAAGAGAUGGCUCCAAUUCAGGCCAGGCCUUUAAAACACCGUGCUAGAAAUGGACUUAAACAGCCUGUUAGCUGCAGAGAACAACGGGAUACGUGUUGAAUUUUAUUAAGUUCAAAGAGCUACAUUUUGUAAUGUUCUUAGCUGACUUUAGGUUUGUUGUGUUAGCAGAGUCCAUCCCUUCCAGACCGCAGCUCUCAGCAGCACACUGAUUGGGAGUAAUGAGUAACACUAGAUUUGUUUUGUUUUGUUCAAAUGUGGAAAUUCCUGCUACGUGUUUCCCUCACUCAUUAUCUGAGUCUGUUAUCUGGCCAGAGGAAGGAUGCCACAGGUGACACAAAUUAACUAAAAUGACUCAACAGAAAACAGUUACUAGAGAUUCUUGCUCUUUUACCCUCCGGUGCCAGGUCCAAUGUGAGCCCUGUGUUGUCCUUCAGAGCAUCAGGAAGUUGUCUUAAUCAUUCUUAUCUUCUGACCCUGACAGCAAGGAUUUCUGACAUUCUUGAACAACAAAUGGGUGAAAUGGCUUGGAUGCUUAAUCCUAUCUAGUAGAGCUGCACAAUAUAUUGUGCCAGCAUCCACAUUGUGAUGUUUGCAUGCAGAGUAAUCUAGUCAAGUCACUGUUAUUAAAAUAACACAUUAAAAACAGCAGAGACUGAGACAAAGUGAUUUCCAAGUAGAGAGAUAAGACUUAAGUUUGAGCAUGGCAGAAAGAAAGGGAAAACCAGCCACUCCAAUCAAAACACUCACAAAGAAAGAAAAAGUAGAGCUCAAGAAAAAGGAAGAAGAAAAAGCAGCAGAGGUUUUUGAAGAAUUCUUGGCGUCAUUUGAGACCAGCGAGAAAAACAAAGUAAAAACUUUUGUCCGUGGGGGUAUUGUGAAUGCAACUAAAGAGGAGGAAGCAGAAGAGGUCGGGAAAAGUAAGGUGUACCGACCUUCUACGAAGUUUGUCCCUACGUCCCAGCAUGUCUCACCAGUUUCAUCUGCUGAAAGCAAAAAAUCUACGUUUAAAAAAAAGACAGAAGAAAAGAAGAAGAGUAAUCUCGAACUCUUCAAAGAAGAGCUUAAGCUAAUACAAGAAGAACGUGAGGAAAGGCACAAAAGAAAGAAAAGUGACCCUGGCGGAGCAGGAGGAGGUGAAAGAGGAUAUGGAGAUCUAGACAUACCGUUAUCAGGACGAUCAACUUUAUAUGAUGACCUAACAGUUCCCACAACCACUAACCUCUACAUUAGCUGCAUUAGCCAAAAGAUGAAUGAAGAGAUGCUCUGUAAAGAGUUUUGUAAAUACGGUCCUCUGGCCAGUGUGAAGAUUAUGUGGCCGCGGACAGAAGAGGAGCGCGGCAGGACCUCAAACAGAGCCUUUGUGGCUUUCAUGACACGGAAAGAUGCAGAAAGAGCUUUGGCUGCACUUGAUGGAAAAGUCAUUAUGGGGUUUGAGAUGAAACUGGGAUGGGGCAAACCAGCUCGUAUUCCACCUCAGCCUCUCUACACACCGGUGGGGUUGAGAGCCACACCGCCGCCCCCUUCUGGCCUGCCUUUCAAUGCUCAGCCAAGGGAUCGCUUCCGCAACGACUUCACCAAGCCUUUGGGCAUGUCCAAAACGGAGCUCGACAAGACUCUGUCCGAAGCCGUAGUCAAAGUGGUUAUCCCAACCGAAAGGAAUCUAUUAUUCCUUAUUCACAGGAUGAUAGAGUUUGUGGUGCGUGAAGGUCCCAUGUUUGAAGCCAUAAUCAUGAACAAAGAGAAAAACAAUCCAGACUACAGGUUUCUUUUUGACAACAAAAGCCAGAAUCAUGUGUACUAUCGCUGGAAACUCUUCUCCAUCCUCCAGGGAGAGUCCCCAACAGAGUGGAGGACGACAGAUUUUCGCAUGUUCCGAGGAGGUUCUUUAUGGAGACCCCCUGUUCUAAACAACUACUCUCAGAGAAGUGAAGAGAGAGCAGAGGCAGAGGACAGUGUUUCUCCAGAGGAGGAGGAGGUGAAGAAAGGGCAGCUCAGAGCCGAGCACAGGCAGAGGCUGGAGUUGCUGCUUAAAGAGCUCACUCCAAGCAGAGAGGACAUUGCCAAUGCCAUGCUGUUCUGUCUCGACCGAGCAGAUGCAGCAGAGGAAGUGGUGGGACACAUCACUGACUCGUUUUCUUUGCUUCAGACGCCCCUUCAGAAGAAGAUUGCCAGAUUGUAUCUUGUAUCAGACAUUUUACACAACUCGUGUGCCAAAGUCGUGGGUGCAUCAUAUUAUCGUAAAUAUUUUGAAACAAAGCUAACACAAAUAUUUGGGGACCUUAAUGCAGCACACAAAAACAUACAAGCCAGGCUGCAGGCUGAACAGUUUAAGCAAAAGGUCAUGAGUUGUUUUAGAGCAUGGGAAGACUGGGCCAUUUACCCGGGGCCUUAUCUAAUCCACCUUCAAAAUAUCUUUCUGGGCUUCGCCAAAGCAGGGGAAGAGUCAACAGAGACUGUAGAGGAAGCACCGUGUGAUCUUGAUGGUGCACCACUGGACGGCACACUUAUAGACGGGCUACCUUUGGACAGAACUCCUGUGGAUGACCUCGAUGGCUGCCCUAUGGGCUGGGACCCUCUGGAUGGAGUCCCUGUCGAUGACAUAGACGGUGUUCCCCUAGGAGCUUCCAUUGAUGAUAUUGAUGGGAUGCCCUUAGAUGAGAGCAAUGCUCUUCUCUCCAGAGUGCCUUUGUCUAAAUGGGAGAAGGCAGGUGAUACCAGGACGUGUUCUCAAGUCAAGACCGAAUCCAAGUGGGACACAGUGGUGGAACAAGACAGUGAAGAUGAAGUGAAUGUUAGCGGCAACUCACAGGAUGGAGACGAGGACUCAGAGAGUGACAGCAGUGCAGAUUCCUGCAAUUCGUCAAACUACGACAGUGCAGUUUUCCAGAGCUCGCUCCGAAGUUUUGAAAUGUCUGAGAGUAAAAGGAAGAGGUUGAGAGAGCUGGAGGUGAAGGUUAUGAAGAUCCAAGAUGAGCUAGAAUCUGGCAAAAGGCAGAGAAAGUCUGGAAUGAGCAUACAGCAACAAGUGGAACACUACAGAAACAAACUGCUACAGAAGGAGUUUCAAAAAGAUGACGAAAAGAAUGAGAGAUCAGUAUCUAAGUCCAAAGAAAGGUCAAAGGAGGACAGAAGGAACAAAGAACGGAGCAAAAGAAAUGAAGACGGGGACAGAAGACGGAGUAGCAAUUCUGGAGACCAGUCCCAGAAAUCAAGCAUCUCUCCUUCAAAGUCAAGGUCUCCCAAACGGUCCAAACGCUCCCGGUCACCGUCUCCAGACAAGAAGGCCGGCAAAUCCAGGUCACGGUCGCCACAUCGCUCCCACAAGAAGUCAAAGAAGAGCAAACACUGACUCUCAGCUCUGGACCCUGUCAUCCAUGACUAUGCUGCAUCGGCCUGCUGGUGUCCACGAGUUACAAAAUGCACUUCUGCAGUGCUCCUUAAACAGACUGUCUGUUCCCUCGGUCCCAAAUUACACUAUUCAUGUAAGGUUCAGAACUCUUUUGUAUGAUGAAGUUUGAACACUGUAAUUAUAUUUUUGUUUUAAUGUUUGUUUUUAAGUGGUAACCAGAAAUGUUGCUGCAAAGUUCUGACACUAAAUAAAUCACCUUUAGUGGUG
Molecule: messenger RNA, 3909 nt
Organism: Acanthochromis polyacanthus (spiny chromis)
Lineage: Eukaryota; Metazoa; Chordata; Actinopteri; Pomacentridae
Exons: 24
Coding region: 994-3642 (882 amino acids)
Biological process (GO): RNA processing
Cellular component (GO): nucleus
Molecular function (GO): RNA binding
Source: RefSeq, a predicted model, not a curated record